CGAGCACCACUCCUACUCCCACUCCUCAGCAAGCGGUCCUCUCCUCUCUCUCCUCCCUCCAGCUCCCCAUCCCUCCCAAAACCCCAGUUCAAUCCCAGGUUUCAAAUCCGCCACCUUUUGCGCAUACACACAUACACAGGGAGGUGCACAGAGUCACACUUCCCCUGCCCCCAUAGCUCAGCUCAACUUUACCCAAGCAAACCAAACCCAAGGCCAAGGAUUCCUCAAAAGAACCACUUCCUCCUCAUAGCUCGUGAGCGCGCUCUCUCUCCUCUUCACUCCUCCCAGCUAGCUGCAGCGGCUGCUUAAAGAGGGGGAGGGGAGCCAAGCGGGGGAGGAGCAAUGUCGGAGCAGCCAUUGCCGCAGCCUCGGAGCAGCAUGCGGGAGGCGCUGGAGAAGGAGGACAAGGAGAAGGCGGCGGCGGCGGCCGCGGCCAAGGACAAGGCGGCCGUUCCCAAGAACGGCGGCAACGGCGGGGGCAAGAACGGCGGCGGCAACGGUGGCGGCGGCGGGAACAACGGCGGAGGCCCCCCCCAGUCCGGGGAGGAGACAGCCCGGGAGAUUCAGGUCGUGAGGGAGGCGUACCGGCGCGAGACGGCGGCGCCGGCGUACGUCAUCCCCGAGGAGCCACCGGCCAUGGUGGAGCUCGUGGGGUGGUACCUCUACGGCUUCUGCUCCUACUUCAUCACCCACCUGCUGCUGCCGGUGCUCUUCCCGGCCAUCAUCACCCAGGUCGCCUUCCCCUCCUCUGACUUCACGCCGGACCCCAAGUACACCGUCAAGGGCGCCACCUGCUCCAUCCAUGAGAUGUCCAUGUACCAAAGGCUUACUAGGCACUCCAUUGUCAUUGAUGGAUCCCGGUUAUCACCAUUGGGCUGGAGUGGUCUGUCAUGGGCAAUUGGCAUCCUCAUCGUGGCGCCGAUACUCACUCAGACUGCUCACCACCUUGACCGUGGCCAGUAUCAGUCACUCAUCCUCAUUGCUGCCACGUCCUUUGGGUCAUUCUUUUGCCUGCUCACUGGCUUCUUCAAGACAGUCUGGGUGUUCCUCUUCUACAUCCUCUUCAUUGCAGGAUCAAUUAUUGUCGCUGAGGCUGUGCACACCCGCAACCUUGGACUGAUGAUUCGUGGCCUUGCUGCGCAUGACUCAGGCAAGCACCUUGUUCUUCGCCGCCGUGCUGCGGCCAGCCAGCUCAGCCUGUACUGCACUGCCAUUGGAGGCAUUGGGGCGGCCCUCAUGGCUGCGUUCAUGUACCACAUGCUGCGGCGCACUGAUCAGCUCACUGGACUUUGGGUCGUCUCCAUCUUCAGUGGCCUUAUCUGGUUCAUAGGCAUCUGCCAUGGUCUUUUCACAAACAGGCCCAGCAGCUCAUCACCUGCCACAGCAUUUGAGCCCAACUUCUUCACCAAGCUCAGCUACAGCAUGACCCUUCUGCGUUACCCACAGGCCAUUGGCAGCUUGGUUGCUGUGUUCCUUUCAUCUUUUGCCACAAUGUGCAUCUUCACUAGUGGUACACUCUAUGCCAUUGGUGGUGUUUGCAUCAAGCCUGUGCUCGUGCUUGUGCUUUGGAUCCUUUACUUCCUGUUCCCCUUGAUAUCACUUCCACUUCUCCACCCAAUCCAGAUCAUCAUCCGUGCUGAUGCUGUUCGCAUGCAGCUGCUUGGUUUCAUAAUCUGCCUUUUCGUGUCUGGUGCUGGAUUCUACUUCAAGAGCCACAGGUGGAGAGCCGCUCACAUCAUUGUCAUCGCCCUUGUGCAGAGCACUGCCAAUGGUAUAUUAUACUCAUUUGGCCGCAUUCUGCUCCUUGACGCCUCACCACCGGGAAAAGAGGGUGCAUUUGCUGUCUGGUAUGCAUUUGUCCGCUGCAUUGGUGCUAUGAUUGGCUUCGCUGCUGCAUCAGCUGGCCCUGGGCGUGCUGGAGGAUCAUUUGCUGCUGCAUUCCUUGGGAGCUUCCUAGGCAUCAUUGUUCUGAUCUUCGGCAAUGUCAGCAACAUUGGGGCGCUGAAGGCUGCGGGGCACCUCAAGGGAAUGGACGAUGAGAAGAGGAUGGGUGGUCUUGGCAUGGAGAAAGGCGAAGGCAUGGGUAGUGCCGUUGCUGAUUCGGGCGAAGGCAGAGGGAGGGUAUGAUGACGAUUUCAAGAGACGGUGUAUUUCUGGGAGGAAAAGAUUGCAUUGCUGUGGAGGUUGUGUUUGUGAGAAGGAUUUGUUCUCUUCUUUCUUGUUUCUUGGUCAUGUUUCAGUGACACUGUUAAUCCCAGUGCGUUGCCCCUUUGAUGCAUGAUGAUGGAUGACAUAGUGGUAGAGGAGUGUGCUAGUUGUUAAUGUGCUAUUCUUUUGCUUGCAAGACAAUUGUAACUGAUGAUGAUAUGGUUCUUUGUUCACCAUCCGUCCAAAAAUCUCUUGCAGUCUCCAUUCAUAAUUUAAUUUCAGUCUGGAAAA
Molecule: messenger RNA, 2439 nt
Organism: Panicum hallii
Lineage: Eukaryota; Viridiplantae; Streptophyta; Magnoliopsida; Poales; Poaceae
Exons: 2
Coding region: 343-2127 (594 amino acids)
Source: RefSeq, a predicted model, not a curated record